AUGGAUCUUCUUAGACAUAGAAGGGCAACCCAAGAGGAGUUGAAUGAAGGGAUGAGACAAAUGAGAGAAGCGCAAGAUCGGUUUUCUAGGGAAAGAACUGAGGAAGCCAUAGAAGAUCAACAGAAUCCAGCCAAUCAAGGUCAGGAGAUUUUUGAAGAACCACAAAGCCCAAAAAAUGAGUCCCCUAGAGUAGAAGAGACUGCGAUAGAGGAUCAGAAAGUCCCCGCCGUUGAGGAUGUUUCCAAAGAAGCUGUAGAAGAAUCUCUAAAGGGUUCAGUUCAGAAAUCCCCCAAUCCUGCUGUUGCUCCGACCACUCCAGCUGUCCGAAGUGGAGCCAGUGGGAAAGGAAAGGGAAGUGAAAGCCAAGAAGUUCUGCAAACGCCUCAAGCUGUUCCAAAUGGAGGAGCUGGGAAUGAAGGUGACGCUCCGGCCGACAGGUCUGGCAGGGCAGAUUUAGGACCUGCACUGACUAGGUCCCAGCCCAGGUCACAGCCCAUGUUCACACCACUUUUCAGUGAGCAGCAAUUGAGACAGUUUGAGGAGCUUCACAAUAGGGCACCAUGGAUUUAUGGAACAGAUUUGGGAACAUCUAGACCUAAUUGGUUGGAGAUGGAAGACAGAAGGCUGCUUGCUCUUCAGGAAGAGCGAGAUCGUUUGCGUCUGGAGUCUGAGGCAAUCAGGUUUCGCCAAGAAGAGGAGCGACAGAACCUUUUGCUAAGGCUCAAAGUUUUGGAGGAAGAGAAUCGUUUGCUGAAGUCUGGGAACGCCAGGAGUUCCAUCUAUGGCACUCCUGAGGGUUCAAGGAAAGAUCGAAAGGACGCAGGAGAGCCAGAGAUCAGAAUGAUGAUGAAAGGCAUGAUGAAGCUCAUGGAGGGCAUGCAGGUGCUGCAAUCUCAGAUUGUGGACGCAAAGAAGUCAAAAGACAUGGAGAUCGUCAAGGGUGCAAUUCCAGAUUUGCCCCGUCUUUCAGAGUGGAAGGCUGAGACGGCGCCUUUGGAUCUUACUGACUGGCUUUUGACAAUUGAGCCAGCUAUGGGAGAUCUUUCUGACACCUCUCAGCAAUGGUGGGAACAGAUGCUGCAAUCCGCCCGAAGUUGGUACAUUCAGCACCAAGAGAAGACCCCCUUGGAGAAGGUAAAGCAUAAGCCGCAGGUUCCAGAAGACCUGCAACAUCCCAGGUACCAAAGACUCGAGAAGAGAGUCACUGCUCUUCUCAUGGCUGCCAUACCGCAGUCUCAGCAGGAAGAAGUGGUUGCUUCGAAGGAGGUGACUGCCAUCAACGUGUUGGCUCGGCUGAUGACGUGCUAUCAGCAUGGUGUCCUCAGCGAAAAAGGAGCCAUUUUGUCGGCUCUGGACUCUCCAGAGGAAGCUGCUGGACUUUCCCAGGCAGUUACAGGCCUUCGUCGGUGGCUUCGUUGGCAUCGACGAGCUGGCGAAAUAGGAGUCGUUCGACCUGACUCCACAAUUUUGGUGAAAGGUCUUGGCCGCUUGACAAAGAGGGUGUUGAGAGACAACCCAGAUCUUGCAUUUCGCAUUCAACUGGCAAAGUCGUCGCUGCAGAUCGACACAGCACCAUGCGAAGAUUCAGUGAUGACGUUUGCACAUCAUUUGCUUGCGGAAUUUGAACAGGUUGCACAUCAAGAUCGACGGAAGCGUGAAGACGCAAAGAAUGUUCAAGAAGCAAAGGCCAAAAGAUUUGAGGAGAAUGGAUCUGGAGGAAAAAGUGCAGAGGGCAAAGGAGGGAAGGGCGAGAAGACGUCUACUCCACCAUGCAAGUUUUUUCUUUCGGAUGGAGGAUGCAAGAAAGGAAAGAGUUGCAGCUGGUCCCAUGUCACCGACGAGAAGCGUCGAUGCUGGAUUUGUGGAUCAGUCGCACACCUAGCGCCAGCUUGCGAUAGGCCACGAGAAGCUUCGAAGGAAAAUGGAGAGAAGUAUGGAAAGGGAGCAGAAGGAAAGGGAAGCCAGAAGAUGGUUCAAAGACAAGAGAAGAAAGAAGAAGGAGCAGCAAGGACUGAGGAGCUUCCUCAGCCAGAAGCACCAUCUGAGGAGCCGUCUUCUACCUCAGCUGAGAUGAAAGGGCUUUUGGAAGAGGCAACGAAGAUGUUGAAAGGUUUGACUAUGCAGUCAAAUGAAAAGGAGCAGAAGGGCAGGCAAGAUCGUCUUGCGGCCAUGCAAGAUCAACUGGAUGAGCUUCGAAAAGUCAAGGUUUUGAAGAUUUCAAAGAUGGAAAGAGAAGGAACUGUCUAUGGACUUUUGGACAGUGGUGCAACUCAUCCAAUGCGAGCUGCACGACCAGGCGAAGAUUUGUCAAUGUGUGAAAACGUACGUGUGACCCUUGCGGAUGGUCACCAAGUGGAUAUGGUGAUGACACCGAAAGGAAUCAUGGUCAUCGAGGAUGGCAACGUGGAACCCAUUGUUCCUAUGUCAAUGCUAGCAGGAGAGCUAGGGUAUGUCAUCACGUGGAAAGAAGGGUCUAUGAAAGUGGAACAUCCAAAGAAGGGUGCUUUGAAGGUCGUCAUGCGGAACGGGUGUCCGCAGAUCCCAAAGAAGAAGGCACUUCAGCUGAUUCAGGAGUUAGAAGAAGGAAAGAGGAUGAAGAAAAUACAAGAGGAGGAAAGGAGUGCUGUGGAGAGGUGGCUUCAACAGUUGGUGAAGGCACAUCCAGUCUUGAGGGAGCUCCCACAGCACAUUCAGCAGAAGUUGGUGGUCAGCCCGGCAGAAGAUUUGUCGUCCAUUCCGGGAGAAUCAGAAGGAUACUCCUUGGCCAGAGCCUUCAAAGAAGUGGGUGGCGAUCCAAACCUUCUUGUGGAGAUAGACAUCAAGAGAGAUUCAGAAGAACGACAUGGAAGAUCACAUGACAUGCUGAGAGAUCAUGAUGGUCCAUAUCCAUCGCUUUUGCGAGCUGCGCUGGAUGGUGGACUGAAAGCCUUGGUGAUGGGCCCGAAUUGCCGAACACGGUCUGUGUUGCGGCACUACCCUCUUCCUGUUCCAGGGGGAGGACCAAGGCCAGUUCGGUCUUGGGAGGUGGUGUCUUUUUGGGGCACCAAGGAAUGGAAGAAACUGCAGAAUAUGUACCAGCUUCAGGAACAGACCUUCCGCCAGUCCAGUUUUGGAGGUCUUAUGAGGCAAGUUGCAGAGAGUCUUCAACAGGCAGUCAUGGCGAAGAAAGUGCGUUAUGCGAAGAUGAGCUGGGAGGGACACGACGUGGAAGGCGAGUCCAAGUUUAUGCUCAUCGGAACAUACACAUGGUUGAGACCGCCUGAUGACAACCCAGAGGAGGAAGUGGAGGAACAUCCCCCGAUUGAGGUUGCUGAAGGAGAAGAAGAACAGUGGCCAGAGAUAGAAGACGUAGAAGAUGAACGAGAAGAGAUUCAAGAGAGAGAAGAAGAACAACCUCGAAGAGAGGAUGAAGAAGAAGAUCAAGCCCCAAGACAAGAAGAGGAUGACGGGGGCAGGCCUAGAGAAGAGGCUCCACCUGUUCCGAAGAUCGAGGUUCUUCGGGCACAUGGUCACUGCAUUCUCCGUCAAGAUGGAAGAUGGGGAGUUGCCCCAUACGUCAUCAAGAACGUCCAAAGUCCGCCACCACCCACCGAAGAGAUGUGGCUGGCUUUGAUGGAGGAGGCAGAAAGAGACGAAGUUCAAGAAAGGAGAAGAGUGAGAGGAAAAAGGCCUCUCCACCGAGGUGAUGGUGAAGGUCUGUUGAGGUUGAGAUCUAUGCUGAAGGAAGAAGCCAAAGCAGUUGAGGAGGAGUGCCUCGAGAAUGCCAUGCUGGCGUUUCAAAGACUGGAACCUUGGAAGAAGUCCCUUCGCAAAGCAGAAGAGGAAGGAAGCGAGAUCCUUCAGACCAAGAUCAUCCGUCCCCAAGAGUUGGAACGAGAUGUCGAGCUCUGGGACGAGGCGAUUAAGGCAGAAAUGCACGCACUCAUAGAAGAAAAGGGUGCCUUGAGGAGCAUUAGUCGCCAAAAGAAAGAAGAGCUGCAGCAGCGUGGGAAGCAAUGCGGCAUCAGAUCCAACUGGCGACAUGCACCACGCUCUUAA
Messenger RNA from Cladocopium goreaui, 4038 nucleotides. NCBI's taxonomy places the organism in Eukaryota, Dinophyceae, Suessiales, Symbiodiniaceae. The record is from the annotation of a GenBank genome assembly.